AAAUGGUGAAAUUUUUAGUAGGAAAAGGAGCACGUCUACUUUCAGGGGAUACGGUUAAAAGCAGUGACCAACUAAUUUCUGAACAUGAAGAAGAAAUGAAACCUGAAAAUUCUUCACAGAAUCAUGAUCUAGUGGCUAAGAAGUCUGAAGAAGUCUCUUUAAGCAGUCGUACCCGCAAAGCUGAUACUGAUGAUUCAAGGCCUUCAAAACAUGAGGACUUAAGUUCUGGUACCAAGACUGUCCCGAAACUAAACUUAAGAAAGCAAAUGGCUGCUUUUCUGCGACCCAAGAAAGCAAAAUGUGGUCUUGUGAGCCAAGAAGAUAGACCUUUAUUUGCUGACAACAAUUUUGCAAGGGAAGAUAAGACUGAAACUCUCUGUAAACCAUCCGUCAAUGUCUCUGACUAUUCUCCUCUUGCUUUUGUAUCACCCGAAACUCCUCAAACGUCUUCAGCAAUGCUUGGUGUUACAAAGAGUAUUUCUGCAAGACUUCCAAAGAAAUCUGUUGAUUGUUUACCUGGAGCUGCAGAUCAACAAGGGCAAAGUAUAUUCAGUGAACAAGUAGAAGAUUCUCCUGGAAAAGAUCUUCUUCACUGGGAGUCUACCACUAAAGUGAAAGAUUCUGUUCCUAAUGAAGCAGUCGCAACGAGUGAUAAACAAACACCCAGAUCAGAUUUGUCAUCAGAACCAGACUUAGAAGUGGCAUCACAGCAAAAGCAAGAGCAAGAAAGGCCUGAUAAAAGUGAAAAUAACCACCCCCAGGAUAAAGUUAUUUUACAAACAUGUAUCCUGGCUGAAAAGACAUCUGAAAGCCAAACCAAUCAAAUUAACAUUCCACUUGUGCAACUGCAAAAUAUGGCUCGAGAACCAGAAAUGAAUAUGGAAUGUGAUAGACAGGGUGAUAGAUAUGUACAUUCAGAACAUCCUCGUGUGCACAAGAAGUAUGAGGAGAUACAGAUGAAACAAGGCAAAUUAGAUUGGAAAAAUAAUGUGAAACGCAUGAGCAGAGAGUUAAAGCAGAAGAUUGGUAAAACUUGUGAAAAGUACCAAAUUAUUACUCAUCCUAAGUUAGAACCACUACUUGGUAAUUCUAAAGAAGCAGACGUAAAGGAAAUACCUCCUAAUGUGACAAAAGUUACACUUGAUUGUGAGGAAAAAGAUGAAUUGGGAGUGUCUGUCUCUGUAGUACCUCAGGCCUUUCCUGAACAAAAAGAGCCUAGUCUCGAAAAUGCUAUUCUCUCUCAUUCAUACUCUGGGUCCCCAGACUAUGCUUGCCAGUCAUCUUCUAAGCUUUCUUCCCAUGAAAAUGAUAAACCAGGUGAGCAUGUUUUUAACAAAAAUGAGAGUCUUGAUAGCGAUCCAGAAAAUAAAAAACUAAGGAACCCACUAGUUACAUUUGAAGUGAAAGAAGACCAAGAGUUUGACAUGCAGAUGGCCAAAAGUUUGAACCAAAAUACCACCAAUAGUAAAUUAGACACUGGAUAUAUCCCUCCGUAUAGUGACCCAGAAAGCCUUUUUGAUUUGCGGCAUGCCCACUCCAAUGUGGUGAAACAAAUGAUUCAGAAGAAAAGGCAUGAUACUUCUGCUAUUACAAACACUUACAAGAAAACAAAACCAAUACAAGACUCUUUCCAGAAGCCAUUAGAUGCAGAUAAUGACAGUACUAAUAACUAUAAAAGUACGGAACCUGCAUUAGAAAAUGUGAGUUCUUCACCACGUCCUUUCAGAACAUCAAAAGUAUAUCAAAAAGAAGAAUUACAGCAAGAUAUGCAAAAUCUGCAAAGGUUUAAGAAUGAGAAAGGCAUGUUACAAGUAGAACUCCUGGCUUUGGAAAAAGAGAAAGUUGAACUUCAAAAAGAGACUGGAAAAGAAAGGAAGCAGCACACGAGUAAUAAAAUGGAAGGAGCAGAAAACAUAUAUGAUGCUGCUGCUGCUGCUGCUGCUGCUGCUCCUGCUCUUGGUACUGCUCUUGCUGUUGCUGCUGCUGCUGCUGCUGCUGCUGCUCCUGCUCCUGCUGCUGGACUAAUUCAACAAAGAAAGACUGGAAAAACUGAUAACCACCUGUUUCCUACUACGCAGAAUGAAGAUUCUGAUAGUAAUGAUCCUGGUUUGUCUAUCAUGGAAAUAAAGAAAGAUAAAAAUGUAAAGUGGGCAUCAAAAGCAUCUGUGAUUACACCAGGCUUUGAGGAGGCCGAUUCCCUAACUGGUAGUCUACUACGAGUGAGUAAUGACAACAGUCUAAGUAAAAUGGAUCAGGAUGAAAGAAGACCUGCAAAGAAAACAUCUAAGGAAAAGAACAAGGUCAAAAAGCAAGUGAAUUCUGCGGAGCAUCUUGAUGACGAGCAUCUUGAUGACUUAACUCAGUCAUCUGAAGCAGCUUCAGAGGAUUGCAAGUUGCAAUACUCUGAUUAUAAGAGUUCCCUGUUGCUCAUUGAACUUGGCAUGGAUUGUAAAGAUUCUGUUAGCGUAUUGACAAUCCAGAAUGCAAUUCUUAAAUACAAAAGAUCAAUAGAAUUAAAAAGAAAAGACUGUGAACAACUUACAAGAAAAAUUUUACAAGUGGAAUAUAAGGUCAAUGGACUAGAACAGUUGCUAUCAGAAACAAAAGAAAUGAAAUCUCAGUUAGAGCAUCAAAAAGUGGAAUGGGAACGAGAACUCUACAGUUUAAGAUUGACCUUAAAACAAGAAAAAGAAAAAAGAAGAAGUGCUGAAAUUUUAUAUAUAAAUAUUAAGGAGCAAUUAAGAAGUAAAGAAGAGCUGAGUGAAGUUUCUCCUCCUCAUGAAAAAGAAAAAGGUCUGUUACAUGAAAACCGCAUGUUGCAAGAUGAACUUGCCAUGCUAAGACUGGAAAUAGACACAAUAAGGAAUCAGAAGCAGGAAAAGAGGUAUUGUGAAGACACUGAAACUGAAAAAGAAAAGAAUGACAGUCUUCAAAACGCCAUAAAACUGAAUGAGGUAACAUUAACAAAUACAGUAUUCCAAUCUAGUGGGCAGCUGAAUGUUGUGACAACUGAGAAUACCAUGCUGAACUCUAAAUUGCAGGAUGAAAAGCUAAACAGAGAAAGACUGGAAGCAAAACUUCAAUCAUACCGAGCUAGACUCGCUACAGCUAUACAGGAUCGUGAUCAAAGUCAGGCAUCAAAAAGAGACCUAGAACUUGCUUUCCAGAGAGCAAAAGAUGAGUGGUGUCAUUUACAGGACAAAAUGAACUUUGAGAUGUCUAACCUAAAAGAUAACAAUGAGGUGCUUUCUCAGCAACUUUCUGAAGUCGAAAGUAAAUUUAAUGCCCUAGAAAUUGAGCUCCAGUAUACAAGAGAUGCUCUCAGAGAAAAGACGUUGGCUUUAGAACAUUUACAAAGAAACCCAAAACAAACACAGGGUCAGAAGAAGGAAAUUGAGCAGAAAUCUCAAAACGAACAAGGUAAAGUGAAUGAAUACAUGGGAAAGCAUGAAUCCUUAGAAGAGAAAUUAUCUCAACUACAAAGUGAAAAUAUGUUGCUCCGAGAGCAACUAGAUGAUGCCUACAGCAGAGUGGAAUGUAAAGAAAAGACUAUAAUUGAUCUCAAAGACCAGGAUUCAGGUUAUUGUAAGAAUGGUUCGAGUUGCAGGUGAAAAACGAGCUCUUCAACUGCGAGAAAGAAAUAAGGAGUUAAUCAAUAAAUGUAAACAGAUAAUGGAAAGAGCAUUUAGAUAUGAAGAUGAGAAAGAAGAAAGAGAACGACAAGAAGCAAAGGAGUUACAAACAAAGGUUGUAAGGCUUGAAGUUGAAAAUGCCGAGUUAAAAGUUACAGUCAAGGAGCAAGCAGGCCAAAUUGAACAGCUUCAGAAAGACCUGUUAAGUUCAAGUUCGGUAAGU
This is a messenger RNA of Canis lupus familiaris (dog), 3855 nucleotides long. Its product is annotated as coiled-coil domain-containing protein 144B-like. Lineage: Eukaryota; Metazoa; Chordata; Mammalia; Carnivora; Canidae. The record is from RefSeq and is a predicted model, not a curated record. The transcript is spliced from 20 exons. The coding region runs from base 3 to 3611 and encodes 1202 amino acids.